GCCUAUAAGAGGAUCGUCAUGCGCACUAGGGUUAAUCCCUCUCUCCACAGCGCGACUUCGGAGUUCUCGGGCCGCCGAUCCAAGUCUCGCUCCCUCUCUCCCCUCGAUCUACUCUCGUCGGUUCGAGUUUGUUUUUAGCAUUUAACCAUGGGUAAGGAGAAGGUUCACAUCAACAUUGUGGUCAUCGGCCACGUUGACUCUGGAAAGUCGACCACCACCGGGCACCUUAUCUACAAGCUCGGAGGUAUCGACAAGCGUGUUAUUGAAAGAUUCGAGAAGGAAGCCGCUGAGAUGAACAAGAGGUCGUUCAAGUAUGCUUGGGUGCUCGACAAGCUUAAGGCUGAGCGUGAGCGUGGUAUCACUAUUGAUAUUGCUCUCUGGAAAUUCGAGACCACCAAAUACUAUUGCACAGUCAUUGAUGCCCCCGGACACCGUGACUUUAUCAAGAACAUGAUCACGGGGACCUCCCAGGCGGACUGUGCUGUCCUCAUCAUUGAUUCCACCACUGGUGGUUUUGAGGCUGGUAUCUCCAAGGACGGCCAGACUCGUGAGCAUGCUCUUCUUGCGUUCACUCUUGGCGUGAAGCAGAUGAUCUGUUGUUGUAACAAGAUGGAUGCCACCACCCCCAAGUACUCGAAGGCGAGAUAUGAUGAAAUUGUUAAGGAAGUCUCCUCCUACCUUAAGAAGGUUGGGUACAACCCCGAUAAGAUUCCCUUUGUGCCCAUCUCUGGUUUUGAGGGUGACAACAUGAUUGAGCGCUCCACCAACCUGGACUGGUACAAGGGUCCCACCCUUCUUGAGGCCCUGGACUUGAUCCAGGAGCCCAAGCGCCCCACAGACAAGCCCCUCCGCCUUCCGCUGCAGGACGUCUACAAGAUUGGUGGUAUUGGCACCGUCCCUGUGGGCCGUGUCGAAACUGGUGUCCUCAAGCCCGGUAUGGUUGUCACCUUUGGACCUACUGGCCUAACGACUGAAGUUAAGUCGGUCGAGAUGCACCACGAGGCCCUCCAGGAGGCCCUCCCCGGUGACAAUGUUGGCUUCAACGUGAAGAACGUUGCCGUGAAGGACUUGAAGCGUGGCUUUGUUGCCUCCAACUCCAAGGAUGACCCUGCCAAGGAGGCUGCCAACUUUACCUCUCAGGUCAUCAUCAUGAACCACCCCGGUCAGAUCGGCAAUGGCUAUGCUCCUGUUCUUGACUGCCACACUUCCCACAUUGCCGUCAAGUUUGCUGAGAUCUUGACCAAGAUCGACCGUCGCUCCGGUAAGGAGCUUGAGAAGGAGCCCAAGUUCUUGAAGAAUGGAGAUGCUGGAUUCGUCAAGAUGGUUCCUACUAAGCCGAUGGUGGUGGAGACGUUCUCCGAGUACCCGCCCUUGGGUAGGUUUGCUGUGAGGGACAUGAGGCAGACGGUGGCCGUUGGUGUUAUCAAGAGUGUCGAGAAGAAGGAUCCCAGUGGAGCCAAGGUCACGAAGGCUGCUCAGAAAAAGAAAUGAACCGCGGAGGAGAUCGGGGCGUCAGUUUUGGUUGCAGUCGUCGUUGUUAGUAGUUGUAGUGUGGUGUCUUUAUUUUCGUGUCGUUGGGAUGAGUUGUCCGGUUUGGUAUCUGGUGUCUGGAUGCAGAACUGGGUGCUUGACCGUCGGUGGCGUUCUUGAAUCGUCGGUGUUGAUCUAUGCGAUGUGUUGUUGUCAAGUAUUUGAGACUGCUUGCAGGUGUCAGCCUUUUCUUUUCUAAUGUUUUCUAUUGAGUCUUGUGUCAUGAAUGAGAUGUUGAGAUGUUUGCUGUUUUAUCGCCGACCUGUCAUAUUGUGGUACUUUUUAAGCAGGAAUUUAGAGUAUUUUGAAAUAAAUUAGUGUUUCGGUA
Messenger RNA from Ananas comosus (pineapple), 1858 nucleotides. Its product is annotated as elongation factor 1-alpha. The record is from RefSeq and is a predicted model, not a curated record. NCBI's taxonomy places the organism in Eukaryota, Viridiplantae, Streptophyta, Magnoliopsida, Poales, Bromeliaceae. Gene Ontology annotation, molecular function: GTP binding; translation elongation factor activity; GTPase activity. The coding region runs from base 148 to 1491 and encodes 447 amino acids. Gene Ontology annotation, biological process: translational elongation; translation. The transcript has 3 exons.